UCGUCUUCUUUUCAGGCUAGCUUUCCCUCUCCGAAGAGAACAGUUUAUCCUUUACAUCUUUUAUACGCUGUUUCGAUGAGUGAUUAUGGUGAUGGAAACUUCAUGGACAUGGUGUCGUCGAAUUGGGCUCCACCUCCUAGUACUAGCCUAAGUGACAAUGGUCUAAAUCCAAUCAGCGACAUCUUCCUUCAAACUAAUCAGUCUAAACAAAGACCCGGUCUGGUCGACAGAGUAGCUGCAAGAAUAGGACGUAAUAUUCCACCGAUCAGGACAGACAACUUGAGUCCAUUUGCUGUAUCCAAGAACCCAAAAACUGUUCCUUUUGGCAUCGAAAUCUCUCCCGGAUUGAGCUCAUCCGUAAUGUUGCAGUCUACUUCACAUCUUAUCAAUCCGUAUUCAUUCCCCAAUGACGAGCCUCCAGAGACGGUGGAAAAUUCUGGUGACGACCACGCAAAGACGAUGAUAUUCAACAACGAUGUUCCUUAUCAGCCGAUGCACUUUGAUCUGCCUCCUCAAGAAGACUCAAAUGUUAUUCCAGCUUUGAUCCCAUCUCAUGAAUCUCAUGUUGAUCCCAUUGGUGUUCCUUUAGUCGCUUCUUUUGAAUCUGAAGUAGCUGAUGACACGGAUACCAUCAAGCUCAUGUCCCUGGAUGAUGAGAGCGAGAGCCAGGACGAGGAAGAAUCCAACGAAGAUGAAGAUACAGAUGAUCCAUCCAAAUUGGGGAGAAAGAGACGGAUAGAUGAAGAGGAAGAUGAUGACAUUGCUGAUGAACACGAAGUCAAACCUUCAUCUCCAAAGAGAAGGAAAUAUGAUGAGGUAUCAAACAUGAUGACAGCCCUAAGAACAAGCAACGUCAUGCUUCGUAUGGAGACUGAAGAAGACCAACCUAACGAUGAUUAUCGUUGGAGAAAAUACGGUCAGAAAAUUGUCAAAGGGAAUCCAAAUCCGAGGAGUUACUACAAAUGCUCACACAAAGGGUGCAAUGUGAAGAAGCAUGUGGAGAGAGCAGCAGACGAUUUGAGAAUGUUGUUAGUCACAUAUUAUGGGAAACACGGGCACGCUGCACCACUUACACGCAGUAGCAGCAGUUCUGGUCCAAAGAAUCUUUCCCGUUCAUCAGUGCCCGCUCGUUUAGGAAGGCCGCCUUUUUCUUCCUCCUCGGCUGCUCAAGACAUGAGGCCUUUCCCUUAUCCUUCUGCUUCGGCCCCUCGAGACAUGAGGCGUUUCGGUUAUCCUUCUGCUUUGGCCCCUCAAGCCAUGAGGCCCUUCCCUUCUUCGUUGAACCCAGGAGUUGAUAUGACUCAUCUCUAUAAGACUGGACUCCCGAAGCUGCCGAGAUUACCGGUUAACCAGAAUCAUGGGUUUAUGGGCCAGAAUGCUGAACCAUGGGUUAACCAGAAUCAUGAGUUUAUGGGUCAGAAUGCUGAACCAUGGGUUAAACAGAAUCAUGGGUUUAUGGGCCAGAAUGAUGAACCAUGGGUUAACCAGAAUCAUGGGUUUAUGGGCCAGAAUGAUGAAGCAUGGGUUAACCAGAACCAUGGGUUUAUGGGCCAGAAUGAUGAAGCAUGGGUUAACCAGAACCAUGGGUUUAUGGGCCAGAAUGAUGAACCAUGGCUUAACCAGAACCAUGGGUUUAUGGGUCAGAAUGAUGAACCAUGGGUUAACCAGAACCAUGUGUUUAUGGGUCAGAAUGAUGAACCGAAGACUGAUCAUGUGAUACCGGAUGGUACAGAGGUCUACAAGGGGCUCAUGGAGCGUAUGUUGGCUAACUUGGGUCUUAAACGUUAG
Brassica oleracea var. oleracea is the source of this 1788-nucleotide messenger RNA. RefSeq names its product probable WRKY transcription factor 10. NCBI's taxonomy places the organism in Eukaryota, Viridiplantae, Streptophyta, Magnoliopsida, Brassicales, Brassicaceae. Gene Ontology annotation, biological process: regulation of DNA-templated transcription. The transcript has 6 exons. Gene Ontology annotation, molecular function: DNA-binding transcription factor activity; sequence-specific DNA binding. The record is from RefSeq and is a predicted model, not a curated record. The coding region runs from base 76 to 1788 and encodes 570 amino acids.